AUGAACCCUGCAACUUCAAUACAUAACUUUCUUGAUAAACGUCAUAGUAUAACAUUUACAUUAGCAUGGUCUACCUUUUUCAUUUGUUUAUCAGCACUACAAUUUGGUUAUCAUCUUGCAGAAUUAAAUGCCCCUGGAGAAAUUCUAUCAUGUAAUUUUAAAAAACCUGGUCCAUUACCAAGUUAUGAUGAUACUAUUUGGUCUCAUUUAAAUUUUCGUCAAUGUAUUAAAAUGCCAGACUAUGGAGUUGCUUUAGUUACUACAAUGUUUACUAUUGGAGGACUUUUAGCAUCAAUAGUCUUGGGAUUUACUUCUGUAUGUUCUAUUUAUGGUAGAAAACAAUUAUGUACAGUUGCUGCAUUAUUUUACUUUCUUGGUUCAUCGUUAAUGAGUUUUAGUCAAACAAAUUGGCAAAUCAAUUUAGGUAGAUUGUUAAGUGGUGUUGGUGCAGGAAGUUCAUUAAUCAUGUCACCCAUUUUAAUUAAUGAAUUAGCGCCUCAUAAUCAUAGAGGAUUAUUGGGAUCGUUGAUGCAAUUUGCAGUUUCCUUGGGAAUUUUACUUGCACAGGUAGUUUCGUAUUUUUACUCCGAUGAUCAACAAUGGAGAAUUAUAUUUAUUGUUGCUGGAUGUUUAGGGUUAAUUCAAUUCUUGGGAUUAUUUACUGUUCCCGAAUCACCAAAAUGGUUGAUUAUGAAAUAUAGUGAUGUACAGCAAGCUACUUUGAUUCUAGAAAGUUUAAGAACAGACCACACUACAGUCGAGUUUGAAAUUCAACAUUGGAAACAUCUUUUAACAAACAAUUUAGUACAGCAAGAUGAGGAACAAACUGAAACUAGUCUGUUAUUGUCUCACGAAUCACAAUCUUCGUUUGAUCCACCACUGAUAUCUACCUGGAAAUUUCUCAGUGACUUGAAGUAUCGUAAUCAAUUAAUUGCUGUUGUGUUGAUCAUGACAGGUCAACAAUGGUCAGGAGUCAACACAAUAACCUACUAUGGUGUCCAAGUUCUUAAUGGGAUAUUCAACAACCCUGAUGGAAAUAUGGUUUUGUUCCUAAGUUGUUUGAUUUCUACUGUAAACGUACUUGUGUCUGUCGGUGUUGCACCAUUGAUUGAUAAGUGGGGUAGAAAACCAUUGUUGAUGUCCAGUGUGGUAAUCUGUGGAGUUAGUGCUCUUUCAUUGGCUAUUGGUAUUCCAACUAAAAAUGAUGCUGUUGUCGUUACGGCAUUUUUCUCCUUUAUAAUAGGGUUUGGUAUUGGACUUGGUCCUAUUCCAUUCCUAAUGAUUAGUGAAUUCACAGGUCAUGACGUAGUGACAAUUGCUCAAUCUUUUGGUACCGUUAUGAAUUGGUGUUCAAACAUGUCGGUAGCUAUGUUUUUUCCAAUAUUGACAAAGUUAUUAGGGGGUGGAUUGGUAUUUUCGGUAUUUGCGAUUAAUUGUUUACUUUAUGGCAUUGGGUUUUAUUAUAAUAUUCCCGAGACUAAAGGAUUUAAUCACUCAAACGACGUGUGGGAAAAUUUCAAAUAA
Molecule: messenger RNA, 1524 nt
Organism: Candida tropicalis MYA-3404
Lineage: Eukaryota; Fungi; Ascomycota; Pichiomycetes; Serinales; Debaryomycetaceae
Gene: HGT20
Product: Hgt20p
Exons: 1
Coding region: 1-1524 (507 amino acids)
Biological process (GO): monosaccharide transmembrane transport
Cellular component (GO): membrane
Molecular function (GO): hexose transmembrane transporter activity
Source: RefSeq, a predicted model, not a curated record